AUGACUCAAAUGGAGCGACUUUUACCAAACUUAACCCAGCUGAUAAAUUUUGAAUUGCACGCGAAAGGUCGACGUGAUCUGGCCGAUGGUCACCGAUGGAAAGUGCUGACUGAAGGUCUGGUUACGUUCAAUUUCAAAUUUCAAAUUUAUUCUUCGCCAGAUGAUCUAACUCUCUCUUCGUUUCGUAAUGAAUUUUGGGUUCGUGAAAAACGCUGGUAUGUUGCUUACAAAGAGGAAUACCUUUUUUCCAUACCAUACUUUGCUCCGGUGGAAGUUCAUUGUUCUUCUGUGUCGUUGCUUUCCGUUUGGAAAACGGCUAAUGAUACCAGCUUCUAUGAAAACGUUACCAAGCUCAAUUUAUCACCGUGCCCGAGUGAAGAUAAUAUUCGUAUCAUCUCUACAAUGAUGGAUUUCGGCUGUAUACAGCAGUUGACUAUAUCGAAAUUAAAUCAUAUACUAUUUCUAAAUUUCUAUCUACUCAGUAUGCAUUGUCUUCACACCCUCUGCAUUAACGGAAGUCUCUCGCUAGAUUACAUUGAGCAAAUACGCCACUUUAGAUUUGAACAGAUUCGAACACUUAAGAUUUCCAGUAAUUCAAAAAUCACAGAUUACUUCAUUGAAGAAUUAUUACGUAUUUUCCCGUGUGUAAAACACUUAUACGUGUCAUGUCUUCAAUCUAGAGCACAGAUGAUUCGUUUGAUCGAUGGAUUUCAACAUUUAUUAAGUGCAUCAUUCACUAUUACAUCGUGGCACCAAGAAAAUGAACGACAUUGUUAUUUUGAACGCGAGUUGUUGAUUCGUGACUCACGACGAUUGACUAGAGGCACAUAUCGAUGUCGUUUUUAUCGUUCGACGCAUGGAAGUCAAUCGUAUGACAUACAUAUCUGGAUUGAAGAAAAGGUGAGUUCAUCAUCUUUCUUUGUGCUUGUACUAAACGCCUUUCAUUUAAAAUUGAAUUUUAGCAGCGACAAUUGUGUUGGAUAA
Rotaria socialis is the source of this 984-nucleotide messenger RNA. NCBI's taxonomy places the organism in Eukaryota, Metazoa, Rotifera, Eurotatoria, Philodinida, Philodinidae. The record is from the annotation of a GenBank genome assembly.